CUCAGUCCCAGAUCAGGAGGAGGAGCCUCGGUGGAGGAAGUAGCUCCACAGCUUGGCUGUGUGUGCGUGUGUGUCAUAGGUGUGUGUAUCUGUGCGGAGCACUUCGAUAGUGAGUGUCGCUAACCACUGGAUUGUUAAAACGACAAGCAAAAGACGUCCUCGGGAGGAAACCACGCGCGGACUCGCUCUCUGGGAUUAGUUUGUGUAUUUCUCCCACUAUCGGUACAGGUUAAAGCCGUGCAACCGGUCCAGAAGCGAGCAUUAUGCAUUCAGAUUGCAGGCUGCUAUGGGCAGAGCGGUAAUGGUGGGCAGGGGACCGACAGGGGCCGGGGUUCUCGUCCUGUCGAUUCUCAUCAUUCUCACCACGGAAGGCUGUCGAGCGCAGAAAGGUGAUGGCUGUGGCCCCAGUGUACUUGGCCCCAGCAGUGGGACUCUGUCAUCUCUGGGUUACCCGGGGACAUACCCGAACAACACAGUGUGUGAGUGGGAGAUCAGCGUGCUCCAUGGCAACAGGGUCCACUUUCACUUUGCUGAGCUGGACAUAGAAGACAGCGACUGCCAGGUCAACUACCUCCGCCUCUACAAUGGCAUUGGACCCGAGAGGAGUGAGAUUGAGAAGUACUGCGGUUUGGGUCUGAAGGUAAAGGAGCUGAUUGAGUCCACUGGCAACCAGGUCACUGUCCAGUUCAUGAGUGGGACCCACCACACCGGACGUGGAUUCUACCUGUCCUACUCCACCACCGAACACACAGAUCUAAUCACCUGCCUGGAUAAAGGGACGGAUUUCCCUGAGGCAGAGUUCAGUAAAUACUGUCCGGCAGGCUGCUUGACAUCUACCGAGGAGAUUUCUGGAACUAUACCUAAUGGAUACAGAGAGUCCUCUCCUUUGUGUGUGGCAGCCAUCCAUGCAGGUGUGGUGUCCAACGCUGUGGGAGGGAGGAUCAGCGUGGUCAGCAGCAAAGGCAUCCCUCACUACGAAGCCACGCUGGCUAACAAUGUCACUUCCACUGGAGGAACUUUGUCAAACAGCCUCUUCACUUUCAAGACCAAUGGCUGCUAUGGAACGCUUGGUUUAGAGUCUGGCAGCGUUGCGGAUACUCAGCUGUCUGCGUCGUCUGUGUGGGAGUGGAACAACAUUGGUCAGUGGGCGCCAUCAGGGGCACGGCUUAAAAAGGCGGGGCUGCCCUGGGCAUCUUCUCAGAAUGACCAGCAGCAGUGGCUGCAGGUCGAUCUCAAGAGGGAGAAGAGAAUCACAGGUAUCACCACCACUGGCUCCACCCAACGAGAAUACCAAUACUAUGUUACAGCAUACCGGGUCAUGCACAGUAACGAUGGCAAGCAGUGGUCCAUCUACAGGGAAGCAAAUUCUACACACGACAAGAUUUUCCAAGGCAACAUCAACUACCUGCAUGAGGUGAGGAAUAACUUCAUUCCCCCAAUUAUGGCCCGGUAUGUGAGAAUAAAUCCAACCCUAUGGCACCAGAGAAUUGCUCUUAAAUUGGAGUUGCUUGGCUGCCAAAUUACUGCAGUUUGGCCAAAACCAGAUCCGAGGUCAAGGAUGUUGCCCACCUCUCGUCGUACUCCACCUCCUGUGGGUACAAAACGCCCCCCUCACCUUGGCCAAACCACACACACCCCAGAAAUCAGGAACACCACCAUGCCUCCUCACACUGGCAAAGAUGUGGCGAUGGCAGCAGUUCUGGUACCGGUUUUGGUCAUGGUUCUGACUGCUCUAAUCUUGAUUGUGGUUUGUGCUUGGCACUGGAGGAACAGGAAAAAAAGUUCUGAAGGACCGUAUGAUCUCCCUCACUGGGACCGCACAGACUGGUGGAAAAGCAUGAAGCAGCUGUUCCCCUCCAAGAUGGUGGAGACAGAGGAUUCAGUGCGGUACAGCAGCAGUGAGGUGGGCCGGCUAACGGGGAGAGGUGCUGUACCCAGGCUACAUGCUGAACCUGCAGAAUAUGCUCAGCCCCUGGUGAGUGGUGUUACGACAUUAGGUGCCCGGUCAACCUUUAAACCAGACGAGGGGCCCGAACCAGGAUACUCAGAUCCUGACCUGUACGACGCUCCCAUCUCACCUGACGUGUACCACGCUUAUGCAGAACCCUUACCAGCCUCGGGAUCUGAAUAUGCCACACCCAUAGUGGUUGAUAUGGGAUGCCACCCAUCAGGGGGCUCCUCUUUGAACCAGCCCUCCACGGUGUGUAGUUUCAUGGGUGCCGGGCCUGCUUCCCUGCUCACGCGGAGAGACAGUUGCCAUUCGGGGAGGACGGCUUAUGAUACACCCAAGAAUGCCACUGGACAGGUCACACCCACUGAGGAUCUGACCUAUCAGGUACCUCAGAGUGGCACUCAGAAGCCAACUGGAAAGAGCUGAAGAGCCUGGAUGCACACAGCCUUAAUCUGCCCCAAAACACCCCAACGGACAAAGAGAAAAGGGUUCUUAACGGAGGAGGAGGUGUGAACCUGUGAGCCCUGGAGCUUGGGCUCCAGUCUUGAAUGAACACUACCUUAGCUUUAGAUUCAUCUGGAGAUGUCUGUAUUGCCUAAACGAUUCUGCAUGGCCACAAUCUGUUUGUGUAGUGCCAUUACAGUCCUAUCACUGAAACCACAUAGAUGAAUGUGUUCGCACCAGGUUUGAGAGGCGGGAGGUGGAGGGAUGAUUGACGGAGGGAGGAUGAAAAGGAGAAAGCUGACUACUAAUUGUUAAAGACUUUGUCCUUGUUCUCUGAUCCUUAGUAGUUCUUGCAUUUUGUUAAACUGUGAUUUCUAUUAUUUUCCUGUUACAUACUGAACCAACUGAAAUGUACCUGAUGAUUUAAAUUCAUCAACUCUAAAGGGUUCUCUUAUGGAAUGAAGUGCAUGUUGCAUUAAGUACCCCACAUCCACAGUCAAUGAAUUCCUCCUUUCUAGAGAAACUCUAGUUUUCCAUGGUACGUUUUUGUCUUACUUUGUAUAAAAAGCAUGACUUGAAAUUGUGUAUAGUUCUAGUAAUCCCAUUACUGCAAACCUCUCAGAUGAUUUACUGAUAUUUAUUUUUAUUUCACAUCCUGCUGAUGAGGAGAAACUCUUAUUGAAAUCUAGCCCACCACUACCCUUACUGAUUACACAUCAAAUAAUUGUGGUUGCACUGUUCUGGACACCUUAAUGACAAUAAGUAGUUUUUGUUUUUAACCUUGUCAGAGAUGUUGUAUGUUAACUUGAAAAGGCUGAUUGGGAAGAUAAUCCAUUGAACUUCACAAAGAGAAGAUACUUUUUGUAAUAUUGAAGACCAAAUGUUGCCUCUUUUUUUGUGCAAUGUUAAUUCACAACAGAAGCAACUUUCACAAUUGUGACAAUAGCACAAGUUUAACCAAAUAAACAUUAAAGCUGUCUUAAUGUAGGAAAUAAAAAAAAAACGUUUGUCCAAGCAAACAAAGGUACAGAGAAAAGAGGUAAAUGGGUUAAUCUGUUACAGCGGAUCAUUUCAUAGUGUCCUGUGUGUUUGUCCUUAACAUUUAGAUGUUACGCGUGCAUCAUGGUGAUUGUCUUGUGUUUAAUGAGUGUUUGAUCUGUCCUAACUGCAUUUGAGUGUCCCUUUCUUGUAUCAAUGUGCAUCAACAUCUGUAUGUGUAGUAAGCCGUUUCGAUAUUUCAGUCCUGUGUGUUUUAGUUUUGUUUUUCAGACUGGUUUUGAUGCGGCUUAUAGUUGUAUUAUAUGAUGAGGAUGUGUUCAGUCAUUGUCUGGAGCACCAGUUAGACUGCAUUCCACUCCUGUCCCACCUGUGAUACUAAUCUGACCAAACACACUGCCACACUGUGGCAGGAGUGCAGAUGGA
Molecule: messenger RNA, 3817 nt
Organism: Etheostoma spectabile (orangethroat darter)
Lineage: Eukaryota; Metazoa; Chordata; Actinopteri; Perciformes; Percidae
Gene: dcbld2
Product: discoidin, CUB and LCCL domain containing 2
Exons: 15
Coding region: 287-2377 (696 amino acids)
Biological process (GO): wound healing
Cellular component (GO): plasma membrane
Molecular function (GO): signaling receptor activity
Source: RefSeq, a predicted model, not a curated record